This is a messenger RNA of Ctenocephalides felis (cat flea), 1110 nucleotides long. Its product is annotated as protein cappuccino-like. The transcript is spliced from 7 exons. The record is from RefSeq and is a predicted model, not a curated record. Gene Ontology annotation, molecular function: actin filament binding. Bases 1 to 1110 code for a protein of 369 amino acids. NCBI's taxonomy places the organism in Eukaryota, Metazoa, Arthropoda, Insecta, Siphonaptera, Pulicidae. Gene Ontology annotation, biological process: actin filament network formation; cortical actin cytoskeleton organization. Gene Ontology annotation, cellular component: cytoskeleton; cytoplasm.
AUGGCUCCAAGCUUAAGAAAACCUCCAAUUAAUCCUCCGGUUCCAAUGAAACCGCUGUAUUGGACAAGAAUUAUAACUUCGAAACCUGCUCCGGUCGCAGCCACAGAGAUUAAAAAGGAAGAUUUAUGGCAGGAUUUGGAGGAGGCAAACAUUAGUAAUUUGCAAAAAUUUAUGAAUUUAUUUUCGCGACAAGUUGUGACUAAGAAAGCGCCAGUUAAAAAAGUUGAAAAACCAAAGAAAAAUGUUGCCGUCAAGAUUUUGGAUAGCAAAAGGUCUCAAAAUAGAGCUACUCCUGAGGAAUUGUCUAUGAUUAAAGAGCAUGUUUCAAAAAAUAAAGAAGAACCUUUAGAUAAACCUGAACAAUUUCUGUAUGAUUUAUCAGAAAUCCAAUGUUUUGCGGAAAGAAUUUCAUGUUUUAUGUUUCAAGUCGAGUUCGAAGAUAGUGUUGCAACAUUAUCCAAUACGCUCUCCAAUUUAAAAAGUUUAUGCGAGAUAAUGCUUAAUGGAAAGGAAUUGAAACAAGUAUUUGGCAUAAUAUUAAAAUUAGGGAAUGUUAUGAAUGGCGGUAAUAGAACGAGGGGGCAAGCUGAUGGAUUCGGAUUGGAAAUUUUGGCCAAACUUAAGGAUGUAAAAUCAAAAGACAAUCAAAUAACGUUGUUACAUUUUAUUGUGGAAACAUAUAUGGACGAAUCCAAAGAAGAGGCGUGGAAUGUGGCCCUGCCAAUUCCAAAUACAUGGGACGUAAGCAGGGCAGCUGAAGUAGAUUUUGAAAACUUAGCUAAAGUUAUAGAUCAACUUAAAGUUAAAUUAGAUGCUUGUACCAAGAGAACACAGAAAGUAUUAGACAAUUCAUCGCCGGAAAAUAUACAACCAUUUAAAGAUAAAAUGGAAAGCUUUAUUCAAAACGCGAAUGAAACUAUAAACAACGAAAGAACUUCCAUGCAAGACAUAAAAAAUAAAUUUAUAAAAACAAUGUGCUUUUUUUCCUUCAAACCAAAGACGGGGCCGCUGGAAAGCUGUCCCACCAACGAAUUUUUUUCACUGUGGAUUCCAUUUUGUAAAGAUUUUGAGCAAAUUUGGAAAAAAGAACAGCAGAAACGAAACGAUUAA